UUUACUAUUGUUGAAAGCAGUGGAUGAGAUGAAUGGGAGACUGAAACCUUGACUGCAUAUUAACAGAGAAGUAGAUCCAAAGUUACACUCACAUGCACUCAGAUGCAUGUGGUAGAAAGUUCACAUAGAUGGAUGUGUAUGUAGUAUUAUCCAAACAAAUGUGUAAGAGUUAUGUAAAAGGGACAACAUUUACAGUCUGAAAGAGAGCUUUUAUAUAUUAGUAAUUUGAUGAGAACUAGUUGUUAAGCAUUUAAUGACUAUCCCAACUUAUGGCAAGCACAGAUAGACAAUUCUUCAUGUUGCUAUGAGAGGGAACUUCACUGGAGUUGCCUCUUUAUGCGUUCAGAGCAUUUUAAUGUUGAUUUUGUUGUUUGUUAUUCAGUUCAUGAGAUGGUUAAGUGUUCCAGUAACAGGCCAGGUAAUGGGACUUGGAAACCUUGCAGUGGCUCUAUACUGUGGGAGAGCUUAAAAUACUAACUAAAUGCAAAGGGGUUGGGCAAGCCAGUAAGCAGAUGAAAAGUCUGAAGUUUCAUCCAAAAAGAAAAAUUUGAAAUAACUUUUCUACAAGAAGCAGACAAAAUUAUGGGGCAGUUUACUGCCUCUUCAGUGGUUUGGGUAACAGUUUGUGGCCCCAGGUAGAUCAACAUCCAGGGCAUGCUGUUAGACAUGCUGAGCUUUCAAUGCAGAGGUGAACUAAUGGAGCUUAGUAGAUUCUUGUGUAUCAUGUGUAAUUUAUGCUUCAAAUUCAAUUCAGCAAUUGUUCUUGGAGACUAUUGUGAAGUGAUCCUGGAUGGAUUCAGCUGCAUUCAAUAUGGUAAUCUGGAUAGGAAUGGGAACAGACCAGCUUUGCGAGUAUUAAGGUAGAAUUUGGAUGACCUAAUACCGGCUUAUAUAUUCCUAGAUUCCUGUAGGAUUCGGCUCAAGGGCCAUACCUGCUUCUUUUCAUGGAAUCACACCCAUACACGUAUUACCAGUAACCUACUUUCUAGGGGUAUGGGCAAUGUCAGAACAGCCUCAAAUGUUUGGGGACUUGAGAGUCUCACAUCCCAGCCCUGUCAUAAUCACACUUAAUAUCUACAAAUGACAGCCCACCACAUAUGUAUGAGGCUCAACUUAUUUAAAUGAAAUAUGGAGAGAUGCACAACAGUACUUUCAAAUGAAUAGACCAGAAAAUCUAACACAGGCUACAAUCUGGGAGAGUGCAUAAGCCAGACAGUGGGGUAGUCCUUAAUUGAAGUAACAAAGCCACCUAUAAGCUAUUGGAAGCAGAGGUAGCCAAAUCAGAACAGUAUUGUAAAAGUCACCACUAGUAUAAUGUAUAGGGAAUUUGUAAGAACUCAAAAAGACUACUUAGAAGUACAUUUUACCAGUACUUGCAAUAAAAAUAUUAUAAAUUUGAAAUAUACCCAUUGCUGAGAAGCUAAUAUACCAACUUAGGCUUCUGAAAGCACAAACUAGCCUAGAUACAUUUUACAUAAUUUGAAGGAUAUAAUGUAUAUGCAUAUUGGCAGGUUGGGAGCAUGCAGAGAUACGAAGGAAGAUGGGAAAGAACGAGAUCAAGUGCUCAUGAAUGGGAGAGGCAUUUUGUUUGAUAUUCCAUAGUUAUUUAUAUGCUGCUUUCUAGGAUGCAGAUUCUACCAAAGUGACUUACAACUAACAUAAGAACAACGAAAACUUCAGAAAGAAUAUUAACACAUUAAAAGUAUUAUCAGGGACCUUCCCUCAGGUUGAGGGUGGUCCUGGAACAAGAGCAGGUACCUGUUAUUAGUAUACCCGCCUCUUUCCCGGAAUCCUUCCCCCAGGGCAGUUGAUGGCAGAUGGCAGGGGAUAGUCCAUCUGGAACAGGCACUGAAUCCUUAUGGGGGCUGUUUCUUGCCCCCUUGUCUCUCCCCAUUCUUUUCCUCAUAUUUCUGCAGCUCUUGGAGGUUCCCCAUGCAUACAGAUACCUCUCCAUUGUGUGUGAGUGCUUCCAUAAAAGAAGAAAAUCUGGAGAUCUACUCGUGGAAUGCCUGCUUGUUUCUUUGAGCUACUGGCACCACCUACCAAAUUAGUUUAAAAACCUACCCUGAGAAAGUCCAUCCCAAGAAACACAGCUUUGUUUAAUAUGAGUGAGUGCCCUAGGCCCAGGGAAUAAUUUUUGGAUUGUGAGUCUUCUGCAUUAAAUUAUAGCCCAAUUUAGAUUUAGUGGAUGUACGUAGAUUUCUGAAGUGGUUGUGAAUUUAGCCUGUCAACUCUUUACAAAAUAUUUUUGGCUUCCAAAAAGAAUCUGCAACCCACUAACAGAAUUUUAUGUAAAUCCUCCACCAUCUGCUCAGUUCAGACAUUCUUAACAACAGUGAAAUAGCUUUCUUACAGAUUCUCCAUAUGUGCCACUGACUAUUACAGCUAUUAAUAAAGCAAAGUGCAUGUGAUGUCAUCUGAGUACCAGUUUUAGAACAAAUGUUUGUGCUUGUUCAUUCUCGGAAAUCAGCUUCCUGAAAGAACUUGAAUGUUCUGUGAAUGUUCGGUAUACUGCCAUCUGGUUUAUGUUUGUCACUCAGUGUGCAGGUCUAGACAGGUACUCGAGUAAUCAGAAAAGUGAGGGCUGAAGUUACGAGGAUGAACUAUAGAAGGAAUUAAUAAAGUCUUGAGGACUCAACAAUGGCUCCAUUAGUGACAGGCUUGGGGGCUUUGAUUAACCACUAUUGCCUGACUCUGAUAGAAACCUGAGUAUCUGCGUCCACUCAAGUUUGCACAGUUUCCAUUGGAUGUGAGAAGCAGAGGAAGGAGAAAUGAAGGAGAGUGUGGAAAAAGUACUGGCCACUUAUGACAUGUGAGGACCAGGUGGGACAAUAAGCACAACCCUGGGACAGAUUAUGCUCUAUGUUGAUGGGAUGAAUGGAGUAAUAAAUCACAAUGAAACAAUCCAGUGGCUGUAUACUCUCAUUGGAUCAAAGUUUCGCCUUGUUGUAAAGACAGCACUGAAGUUGCUCCUUGUUUUUGUGGAGUAUACUGAAUCCAAUGCACCACUUUUCAUUCAGGCCGUUUCCAUAGUAGAUGAAAAGAGGGAUCUGAAGGCAUGGUCCAAUGUCAUGGAGAUCCUGGAAGAAAGGGAUGGAGUUGACACAGAACUUCUGGUUUAUGCAAUGACUUUAGUAAAUAAGACAUUGGCCAGCUUGCCAGACCAGGAUUCCUUCUAUGACAUUGUUGACUGUCUGGAAGAGUUGGGGAUUGAAACUAUUUCCCAGAGACACUUGAACAAGAAAGGAGCAGAUCUGGACUUAGUAGAACAGUUCAACAUUUAUGAGAUGACACUGAGACACGAGGAUGGGGAUGACAAUGGUGAACCUCUUCCUAGUGGCCGCAAAGACAGAAGAAGAGCCAGUCUUGGCUGCAAUGAAUGGAGAGGACUGGAACGUAGAAGAAGCCGGAGACAUUCCGUUCAGAGUUUCAAGAGCACUUUAUCAGCUCCUACCAGUCCCUGCACUCAAUUGAGCCACAACUUCAUGUGUGGCCAUGGGCAGGGCACCACAGAUCUAAGUGAAAAAGAGGAAGAGUAUGAAGAGGAGAAAGAGGAGCAACCUGUCACAGAACCUAAUACAGAGGAUGAGGGGGAGGAAGAGGCUGCUAGGCAGGUCAAAGCCAGUGGGCUCCCAGAAAUACAGGAGAUUGAACAUGGCUCGCACAGUUCUAAGACUACAGCUACCUCAGGUGUACUUUCCCAGGAUGAAAGACUACCCUUGAGCUUUAGGGCAGAGGGUCCAUCCAGGAGCUCAUCAUCCCCUGUGCCUGAUUCAUUUGCUUCAUGCCAUUAUUCUCUUCAUUCAUCGCCCACAUCUGUUUCCAUCAACUCUUCCCCAAAUUCUUCUGUUACUCCAAAGGCAUCUCCAACUGCUGAGAAAUUACCUUAUGUACCGCAUAGCCCCUUUCACCUCUUCUCCUAUGAUCUUGAAGAGCCUUCAACAACAGUGAAAGAAAAAGAAGCAGAAGGGAUAAGGGAACACAGUCCUUCUGAAUAUUUGCAUGUGAACAAAUUUUCUGAAUUGUUCGAUCCUUUUAACUACCGAUCUUUGUCUUCUUCUAGGCCAUCCUUGGGUGGUCUCCUUACAUCAUCAUAUAGGCAGCACCAAGAGUCUUUGGCAGCGGAAAGAGAGAGGAGACGUCAGGAGAGGGAGGAGAGGCUGCAAAGGAUAGAGCGUGAAGAGAGAAAUAAAUUCAAUCGUAAUUAUCUAGACAAAAGAGAAGAGCUAAGACAAGCAAGAGAAGAGAGAUACAAAUACUUGGAGAAAUUGGCAGCUGAAGAGUAUGAAAAGGAACUGAGAAGUCGGAGUUUAUGUAGGGGCAGGAGUGACUUGUCCUUGAAUGUGAGUUCUUCUUCAGUCCCCUCUACUUCUACUCCCAAGUGUACCAGCCCAGCUUCAACAGAUUCUCAGGAAGAAUCUGUGACAUCUUGCAGGACUCCUCAAACCCAUGAAGUGAGUGGCAAUGAACCUGAAUGUGAACCAGAACCUGAGCCAGAGACGAAAACAGAGCAAGAGCAGCUCAAGCAGGGAAUAAAAGCACCCCAAGACGUAUUGGUCACAGAGGUGGAAUCAGAGGUUGAAGUGGAGCAAGGGCCAGAGCCAGAAGAAAGUGCAAUACUUAGUGAAAAAGAGAAGCAGAAUGAAGAUGUGAAUGAAAAGGACAACUGCUCUGCAUCCAGCAUAUCCUCAGCAAGCAGCACUUUAGAGAGGGAGGAAAGGGAGGAAAAAGUAACCAGUAACAAUGAAACUGUUUCAGGUCCAUGGUUACAGACCAUUCAAGAUGUUGGUGUGAAUGACCAGUGCAGCAACAUUCUCAACAACAAGCGGUUCAUGCUGGACAUGUUGUAUGCCCAUAACAAGAAGCCCAAAGAUGAAGAGAAUAAAGAGUUGGAGGAGAAGACGGAGGAAAAGGUUGUGGUGGAGGGAAGUGAAGAUGCUAUCACCAGCCUUGCCAGCAGGAUCUCAGUCUUGCAGGCCACCAAGCUGGCCAAAGAUGAAAGUGUCAAAAAAAUGGAUAUUGGGAAUUUGGACAAUCAGGGUAGUGUGAAAGCCUUUGCAGAAAGAUUCAGUAAUGGUGAGCUGGGCAAGACCUCAAACUUUCCUGAAAGUGAUUUUGGUGAAAAGGCCUCUGAAAAAACAGCAGCUCAGGCUAAGAAGGAAUCAGACUAUAUUUGGGAUCAACUCAUGGCUAAUCCAAGGGAACUUAAAAUCAAAGACAUGGAUUUUACGGACCUAAAGGAUGAGGAUGAUGUUGAUAUACUGGACAUGGAAAUGGUUCCUGGUGACUCUCUAGUCACUCCACCCCCUCCCCCACUUUCCUUUUUAGGUUUGCCUCCUCCACCCCCUCCCUUGUUUUAUGGAUGUCCCCCUCCUCCGCCACCGUCUGGUAAUUUAUUGGCUCCGCCUCCCCUAUUUGGCACUUCUCAGGGUUUAGGGUCACCUCCACUUCCUAGAGGUCAGCCAGCCUUUAUUAAAAAAAAGAAAACCAUCCGUCUUUUUUGGAAUGAGGUGAGACCAUUUGAGUGGCAAUAUAAGAACAACAAACGCUGCAAAGGAUUCCUGUGGUCAAAACUGGAGCCUAUUAAGGUGGAUACAUCCAAGUUAGAGCACCUCUUCGAGUCUAAAUCCAAGGAACUUCCUGUCACUAAGAAAACUGCUGCAGAUAGCAAGAGGCAGGAAAUCAUCGUGUUGGAUUCCAAACGAAGCAAUGCUAUUAAUAUUGGGCUGACAGUAUUACCUCCUCCAAGGACAAUCAAGACUGCCAUUUUGAACUUUGAUGAAUAUGCCUUAAAUAAGGAAGGAAUAGAGAAAAUUCUCACAAUGAUUCCUACAGAAGAGGAGAAGCAAAAAAUUCAGGAGGCUCAGCUAGCUAACCCUGAUAUGCCUCUUGGCUCGGCCGAACAGUUCCUUCUGACCCUUUCUUCCAUCACUGAACUUUCUCCUAGACUUCAGCUCUGGGCAUUCAAACUGGAUUAUGAACUUGUGGAAAAGGAAGUUGCAGAACCUCUUCUGGACUUGAAGGAAGGAAUGGACCAGCUGGAAAACAAUAAAACCUUGGGAUUUAUCCUUUCUACUCUGUUAGCCAUUGGAAAUUUUCUAAAUGGAACCAAUGCCAAAGCCUUUGAUUUGAGCUACCUCGAGAAAGUUCCAGAAGUGAAGGACACUGUGCAUAAGCAGUCUCUCUUACAUCACGUCUGUACAAUAGUGGUGGAAAAAUUUCCAGACAGCACAGACCUUUACUCCGAGAUUGGAGCCAUCACUAGGUCAGCCAAGGUGGACUUUGAACAACUUCGGGACAACUUAUGUCAAAUGGAGAAACGGUGCAAAGCAUCAUGGGAUCAUCUAAAGGCCAUAGCAAAACAUGAAAUGAAAUCAACUUUAAAGCAAAAAAUGUCUGAGUUCCUUAAAGACUGUGCAGAAAGAAUAAUCAUUUUAAAGAUAGUUCACAGAAGAAUAAUUAACAGGUUCCAUUCCUUCUUGUUAUUUAUGGGCUACCCUCCCUAUGCAAUCCGUGACGUCAACAUCAAUAAAUUCUGCAAAAUUGUUAGUGAAUUUGCUCUGGAGUAUCGCACCACCAGGGAACGGGUUUUGCAACAAAAGCAGAAGCGAGCCAACCACCGAGAAAGAAACAAAACCAGAGGGAAAAUGAUUACAGACACUGAUGAAGAAGAUAACAUUCAGUCUGGGAAAUUCUCCAACAGCUCUCCUACACCUCAGAAUCAACUACAAGGACUUCAGUAUGCUGAAGAUGCUGUGGAACAUGAGAACAUGAAGGCUGUCCUGAAGACAUCAUCUCCAAGUGGAGAGAACAGCACUGUGUUAGGAAUGCGCACUCGAAGCAGACCCAGUAGAGGCCGUAUUGCUUCAUGGAACACUGGCAAUGAUGAUUCAGCCAAUGCUACAGAUGAUGCAGCAGAUGAGAUAAUGGAUCGCAUUGUCAAGUCUGCCACACAAGUACCAAGUCAAAGAGCAGUGCCUAGAGAAAGGAAACGAUCAAGAGCAAACAGGAAGUCAUUAAGGAGGACCCUUAAGAGUGGACUGACUCCAGAAGAAGCCAAAGCACUGGGUCUGAUGAGCACUUCGGAGAUGCAAGUGUGAUGACAGCAUCCAAGUCACCAACAAGUAGAACCAUCUUCCUAUACAGGCCUGUGUACACAUGCACACACGCGCGCACACGUGAACGCACGCACACACAGCCAACAUUCUUUCAGCUGAAUAAUCUCUUACCAGUUCCAUCUGCUGCUCACCAUAUCCCAUAAUCAUUUUCUAGAUUCAUUUCCAUAACACUGAAGCAGGCAAAAACAACAUGUAGGCCACACAAAAGGCUAAAAAAAGAAGUGUGUAACUGACCCUUCGAAACUGAGAGAGUUGAUGUACAGGGUAGGGUUGUGGGUGAUUUGGAAAUUUUAUUCAGUCAUGCUGUAUUGAUGUGGUCUUUGAGAAGGUUUUCUGUGAGUUGUCUUGUAUUGUGCUAAAAAUAGUUUUCUUACUUUUUCUGUGGCCUGUUGUAGUAAUUGUAAAGUACUAUGUUUUGUCAAUUCACAGGCAGUCCUUUAAACAGGUAAACUAAGCGUUGUUACAGUUACCAUGAGCUUUCUAAAGAUAAUGUUGGUAACCAGAAAUGCAUUGUUAUUUUUAUCUUUCCACCAAAGAAUGUAAAAAUGUAUGUCUGUUUAUGUAUAUACUAUUGGAGUGUGUGCACGUGCACGUGUACAAACAUACCCCUAUGGAGUCCAGGUGCCUUUUACCCAUCCUGUCCUGGAAGAAGGGGGACCCUUUUUAUAGGAACUCAAGUUUCAGGAAGAAUUCUGCUGGAAUAUUUUUUGUCUUGGGAUCUGUCACAAACAUUCAUGUGCACAUUCUGUACAGUAGCACAUGUACACAGGGAUGGCACACAGUACCCGCCCAUCACUCUGCUCCAGAGAUGAAUGUAUAUAUAAAUUAUAGCAGUUUACCAACAAGAAGCUAGAGACAAAGGAUGGUUUGCUGACAAGGUCAGGCAGGAGAUCUGUGCAUCUGUGUGGGCCAACUGGGUUGCUUUCCUGAUCUGUUGUGACUAAGCUUAACAACAUCAAUCCCAGUGGGGACAUUUCAUCAGGGUUCUCCUGGAAACUCCUUGCCAGUUACAUUUCCCUUUCUUUCCCAGCCCAUGAAGAGCCUGUAAGGAGUAGAUCUGCUUUGGGUGUCUUCCUGUGCCCCAAAUAAAAGGGUUAUUGAAACAUCAAUUGACUUCCAUUCCAAAGGAGUAUUGUUUAAAGGAGGUAUUCAGAGAGAUUUCUUUCACCUAUUUCCAUUGAUCAACCCUUUUUCUUUUCAUAAGAAGCACACCCAUACUCAGCAAUUUGAAAAACUCAGGUUUAUUCAAUACCAUGCUUAGGUUUCCUAAGGAAUGGCAUGGAAGGAAACAUUUUAUAGUAAAACAUACCGCUAAGCUAGCAUAAUGAUCAAACAACUAUAACCAGCCUGCCAAUUGCCCAGCAUUGGUCAGUGCUUGAAAAACAAGGGGGUUCUUCUUCGUGGGCUCUGUGCUACACACAUAUGGGCAUCUGCACCUGUGCAAGGCCUAGAACAGGAAAAACUGAUCAACAUCUCAGCAUGCUAAAAUAGGCCAGAGCCCCUCCCCUUCUGGUUCCUGGGUCUAUAAGGGAAGGGCUCUGGCCCAGUCCCUCAGCUCCUGUUCAACCGCAUAUCUCAUAUAUUGGAAAUUCUUUGUUCCUUGCUUCUACCACUGAGUACCUUACUGCCGUUUCAAGUGAAUAUUGCAUUCCUAAAGGAUUCCAGUCACAGUGUUUAUACAGAAAGCCAAAUAGAGAACAUGCUACUGUAAGAAAAUAGUGAGACAGUAAUCUUUGUAUAAAUUAUCUCACACAAUUGCUAGAUUUUGUCCUGUUAUUUACUUGUCUUCCCUGUGAGGAUCUUUGUCUCUUGUUUGAGACUGUAAAACCUAACCGUUGGACUUCUGGACAAUGCAUUUCCUGUCAUUUUUUGGCACACUGUGAUUCUUAACAAUUCUGCAAUAAUAUGCAAGUCAUAUGUUAAUAAACCUAAUCAGGGUAUGUAUAUGACCAGAAAUAGGCAUUGGCUAGUAAAGUGAAGGAAAUUAAAUUUAUUUCCUGACCCUUAUUUCAAGAGGGUGAUAUCAGGCUUUGGCACUGAGUUGCUAAGUACUGGCUGUAAGAAACAUUUUCCUAUCUCUCCUGUGUAUCAUAAAACACUACAUUAUUGGAAGUUUCCAAUGGUUAGAGAAAACAGUUGGUAGGCACUUUUAGCUGGUUAAAAUAGAAAAAGGCAUAAAACAAUUAUAUUUACAAUUAGUACCAGUCUUCAUCCAUGAGAAAAUGCAAUCCAGCUCCUUUAAAAAUAUUUUUAAGCACUAGCACAUAGAUGGAAGGUGGGGUGGGGAAAUCUCCACCCUCAGCUGUUGCUGCAGUUUAUUUUGCCAUUGUUACUACAGGGAUUUAUGCCACAACUUCCAAUCAAAUCAUCAGGGCCCUUUCAAAAGGUUAUUUCUGUAUCAAGCAUUCUCCUCCUAAACACUUUUUUGAGGGGAGGAGGAGUAGUGGGUAUUUGAGUUAGGUGUUGAGACAUGUAGAAGUUUUUUAUAAACAGAUGGAAUCCAGAUGUAGCCCCCACCCCCUUCAACAUAUGAUGAAGACUUGUUUUACCUAUAACAACUACCCAGAGUACAGGUUGAAUAUGCAUUUAAUUGUGGGGAAAUAAGGAAAGCAUUGAAUUCAACCUAGUUUUAGGUCUGGUUUGAAUGCAAUGACCAUUCAGAGUGUGGGUUGUUAUUAUAUGUGAAGCCUGCGUCAUUGUUUAACUUAUGCAUUAUUAACAAUAAACAGCUCCAUAGUUUUUUUUUUCUGAGUUGCUGAUAUUUAAACUGUAGUAUGUGAUUCACACAUAAGGACAGCACACAACUCAGCCCACCCUCUGGGUUCUCAUUAAGUGCAAACGUAGGCCUAAAUUGAGGUUGGGCUCUCUUUUUUUCACCCCCACACCUGUUCCUGCAAAAAAUGGUGUUCUCAACUCCUUAACUGUUGACAGCGGCCCAGUCCCCAAAGUAAUACUUUUUACACAUAUAACAAAGAGUUGUUGAGUUCUUCCGGUUAGUUGACAACAUUCAAUGUGUAUUAAGUUGACAAUACUUAAUACACAUUGAAGUAUUUCUCCAAAAGGCUUCUACAGUAUCAGUGGAAUUGUUUCAUAGGAAGUUGGGCUAACAUCCAAAAUGCUACUGGGGAUCAUGCACAAAGUUUAUACUAUUCCAGUGGAAUCUGAUUUGGGAUCUAGCAAUCAUUGCAAAUCACAGUCUCCUGUUAUGUAAGCCAUCCUGAGGCUUUGCGAAAGGAUGGCAUAUAAAUAUUCUAAAUAAAUAAAUAAAUAAAUAAUAAAAAUUCUUUUAAGUUUCUAAAGCAGUUUGGCAUUAGGAUCCUGUUUAGGAAAACAAUAUACACUGACUGGCCCCAGGAAGUCCUGGAAUUAGUUCCAUUGGAACCUUGGCUGAGAUUUAUUACAAGAAAUUAGGUUUGCUCUUAUGCUACUUUUCUGCUUGUCUGUGAUUGACCCUUUUCUUGCCUUGCUAAUGAAAUGUAUUUAUACAUUGUAGCCAUGGUUAAUUCUGAAAUGCAGGUGCCCUUCAUGAUGGGUCCUCAUAGGCCUCACUUCAGGAAAAGUCCAAAAAUACAGACAGCUGUAUUGAUCAAUAGACCACUUCUAGCAGUCUUCAGCUCCACCAGGAACAGGUCUUUUUAAGUAUUACAAAAUCACCCAUUCAAGAGCAAGCCACCCCCAAAUUAUUUGCAUUAUAACAGGAAGCAGUAUAUUGUUGCAAAGAAAACUCUUUUCCUCCCACCUACUAUGAGGAUUGCAGCUAAGCACAGAGUGAGCAUGGAAAUCAACUGGGAGAGUGGUGGGUGACAUCAUCAUCCCUGCUGAGGAAGAGGUGCUGGUACUGAGUCCCUCCAAGCCCUGCUUUCACUAUAGCACAGGGCAUGAUUAUCCUAGCAAACACCUCAGGAAGGAAUGUUUUGCUACUUGAAGACAUUCUUAUAGCAGGAAGGGAAUCUGUACUUGCUAUAUGCUAUUGAAGAGAAAUUUCUCUGAAAUGUUCGAGUAAAAGUUGCUGCUUGCUUAACUGUAAAAAGAAGUCGGCUUUUUUCCUUGCUUUCUGCCCUUUUUAAAGACCUGCACUCACUGCUCACAGUGAUGUGAAGCUACCUCUGCAGCUUCCUACUGCUUGCACUUCCCAGACUACCUUGAGAGUAAUGCUACUUCCUACCAAGUCUUGUGACUUUGCUAUGCUGUCAGAAGGAAGUGUGACUGGUGGCAGCAGCAGAAGACUUUCUCCGCAUUCCCCUGCCAGCCACCCUUCCUGCAAUGCACUGGAAACAAUGUCAUAUUGCAUCCCUCCCAGGGCUUUCCAAAAAGUGCAGCUGGUAGGAUACUACAGAGUAAACUGUAUGUCUAUAUAGUGCAGUGCUUAAAGGGGGGAAGGGGGAAAUGACUGCUUGACCACCUUGUAAAGUUAAUAAUAAAAAUAAGUGGCAACACCCACUUCUCAGAUGCCUUCCUGCAGGAUUUUUAUGCUCUCCCAAGAAAUCAGUAGAAAAAUCAGCCCCUAUUUGUUGCAAAGGGAGAACAUUUUCGAGAAAUGGAUGGAAAAUUCAGCUCAAACUUAGUCUGCCAUUUUUAAGAUUUUUCAUUAAGGGGAGUCCCAAUACUCCUAUACUGUUCUUUUUAAGAUAUUGCUGCCAAGCAACUAUUCACACAUCUGGCUGAGGUUAUAUUAUUUCUUAGAUUAGAACAUAGAUAGAUUAUUAGCAUUUAUCAGCUGCUGCCAAAAAUGUGAUUGUUUCCAGGCUUUGAAACGGAGCUGUGUCUGAGUCAAUUUUGCUUUGUAUUUCUAAAGCUGAAGAAUGAUUGUCAGUGGCAAAAGGACAUUUCAAGCACAGUAGCCAUGCAGCCAAAAUGCCCAAAGGAAUUCCAUGCAAUAUGCUUCAAAGUGUGCAUCCACAAUGGAGUGUAUUUUUUUCACUCAUCACCACUGAACAUCCACAUCAUGGAUACCAGAUGUUAUGUAACUAGGGAAUUCUAGUUGUCCACUAAGCCACUAGCUGGCAUUUUCUUACAAGCUUUAAUGACCUUCCCUGCAUGGAAGGGCAAUGGAUAUUCUGCCAAAAAGUAGGAAAUUUGUCCUUUAUGGAUAAUGGAAUUUAAAAGGUGCACUAAAAGUAACCAUACAAUUUAGGCUUUGUUUAGAAGCACUACUUACAUAUUUUCCCCAGUCAGCUCAUUUCUUCAUUCCCUUUUUAAUUGUUGUGCUUUAUCGCCAUCUGUGUGGGAUGUUGUAACAUGGUGUCCUGCAACAGCAGAGGGUUGGACUCAAUGGCCUUCAUGGCCCCUUCCAAUGCUACUAUUCUAUGAUUCUGUGAUCGCAUGUUCAUGGAAUCAGAGCAUCAACAAACAGCAUCAGUUGUGUGCAUGCACGCAUACAACACAUGACGAAGGCAGAUGGUUCCGUCUCCUCCUUUCUUGGAAAUCUAUUGCACAUGAUUGCAGGCAGGGUGUCUUAAGAUGUGGAAUUUGGAAUACGGUGUAUACUUGAGCAGCUUCUGACUGUGUAAGGCAACACAAUCUGCCAAGUUUGUCCAUCACCCUUGAUAGGAUGGAGCACUCUGUAUCAUGAUGGCUUUAGGGGCCCAAUUCGCUAAAGAAAAGAAAAUAGCCUUUGUUAACUACAGCAGGACUCUCGAAUCUGACCCCCAUAUGUAUUGAAACAUAGUUCAGAAAGGCAUAUAAAUGGUCUAGAAAUUAAUUCUUUCACCUGUCUGUCUCCUGGCUCUUUAGUCCUGUGGGAUGUUUAUCUCUUUCAUGCUUCCCCACCUUCCCUUUUCACACAUGCCAGCUUUUCUCAGUCUGGCACCCUCCAGAUGUGCUAGACUAUAAUUCCCAUCAUCCCAAGCCUCCACUGUGUGUGUCCAGCUCACCUGGAAUACACCAGACUGGGGAAGGCUAAUAUGUGUGUGCACAUGCAUGCACACACACAAACAGGUUUCUAGAAAGCCAUACUUCACCAAUGAUCAUUCAAGAAUGCAGGUGCCAUUUUAAAGAUGAUAUUGAUGCAGUUCUGCAGAAGGACACAACAAAAAUAGCAAACAGUACAAUUCUAAAUGUUUUACUCAUGAGUAAAUCCCAUUGAGUUGAGUGGAGCAGCCUUCUUGGGAACUCUACAUGGAUAGACCUUUGCUCCCACAAUGAUAUGUGCUCCUAGGCUGUUGUGAGGAUAAGAUUGGGAGGAGGGGGAGGACUAUGUUAUCUGGCUUAUGUUAAUGGCAGGCACCUUCUCCUAAGAAGUACUUUAAUGGAUCUAUUCCAAUAAUUUCAGUGAGGCUUGUGCAAGGGGGUCAUCUGGGGUUGAUUCCACACCUUGUCUUCCAUGAUUUUCAAGCAGACUGGGAUUAUUAGUACCAGUAUAUGUGAAAAUUGGUUGUCCAUAUUUGUCCAAGAUUGCAUAUAAACCUUUUCACACUUGACAUCUGGAUUCAGUAAAGUAUGGAACACUUUAUGGUUUGCUCUGGUUGAAAUAAAGAUUUAUUUAUUUAUGUAUUUCAUCAGUGUACAUGCUAAAAUAGAUUUUCAGAAAAGCUCUCUCACAACAGUGCUUCUUUCCAUUGCUGGAGCUAGCAUUUCAAAUAUGUUUGAGGGGUGGGUUUGGUUCCUCUUCAGUUAAAUAAAAGUUUACUUACCUAACAUUCAAAUGAUCAUUCCUACUUACAUACAGGGCAAAACUCUUUACUUUUGAAAUGCGUUGUUACUUAAAUCUUAGGUGCAAAUGGCCCAUUGUAGCCAUCUUACAUUUUAACAGCUGUGAAAUGGAAGAACUCUGUUGUGAAGAAGCCCACUUGUGUCCUUGGAUUAUAUUUCUUUUUUAAAAUACUGACUUUGGACUUCUGAUGUCUCUUCUGUAAGCUGGGAAUUUUACAAAGAAAUAGCUGUAAAGUCAAAAAUAACAAGGUUCUAGGCAAAAGACAAUUGUAAAAAUGUGUAAAUGUUACUAGUCUGUUUUUUGUGUAGCAUAGUGUAAAAUACACUUUUUAGCAGUAUUAUUCUGUGAAUUAUACAAGCCAUCCUUCAGUAAGUAACCACAUGCACACAUGUACACCACUGUUUUGCUGUAUUCCUGACUGUAGGCAAAGUCUUAUAAAUGCUGAAUUCAGCUGUCCAGGACUUUCAUUCACCCAACAUAGUUUUACUUAGACUGAAAUUCUAUAACCACUUAUCUGGGAAUCUGCCCCACUGAACUAAGUGGUACUUAUUUGGAACUAGAGUGGUACAGGAUUUCACUAUCACUGGUGAAGUUGAAUUAAUUUUUUUGCAAAUUAACUACAUCCAAGAACACUGACACUCUGUUACAUCUUCAUGAGGUUUGGGCACUACUUUCAAGAAUACUGAGAGAGUUUCCUUUUUAAAGCACUCAUUAUUUGUCUCUUCUCCCGGCACCCUUUAGAUUUCCCUUUCUUUCUGAGCUAUGCAGAAUGGGAAUAUUGAUCGUUGACCUUUGCCCAUAUCCUCUGAUAUAUUUCAAGUUUACUUCUACUGCAUUAUGUAAACACAACUUGCAAUAAAGCUUUCUAAUGCA
This is a messenger RNA of Varanus komodoensis (Komodo dragon), 14643 nucleotides long. RefSeq names its product formin homology 2 domain containing 3 (gene FHOD3). NCBI's taxonomy places the organism in Eukaryota, Metazoa, Chordata, Lepidosauria, Squamata, Varanidae. The coding region runs from base 2856 to 7100 and encodes 1414 amino acids. The transcript has 24 exons. Gene Ontology annotation, biological process: cortical actin cytoskeleton organization; cardiac myofibril assembly; sarcomere organization. Gene Ontology annotation, cellular component: cytoplasm; cytoskeleton. Gene Ontology annotation, molecular function: actin filament binding. The record is from RefSeq and is a predicted model, not a curated record.